Molecule: messenger RNA, 1227 nt
Organism: Lathyrus oleraceus (garden pea)
Lineage: Eukaryota; Viridiplantae; Streptophyta; Magnoliopsida; Fabales; Fabaceae
Exons: 5
Coding region: 1-1227 (408 amino acids)
Source: RefSeq, a predicted model, not a curated record
AUGUCCAACACGAAAGAUAAUAUAGUACCAAAACCAGAGGCACAAUGGACUGCCGACGAUGAAAAGAAGUGGGCGUACGAUUGGAGAGCCCGAAACAUUUUAAUUUCAGCAUUUCGUGUUGAUGAGUAUUAUACGGUAUCCCAUUGUACGACUGUCAAGGAGAUGUGGGACGCGUUACAAGUUACCUAUGAUGGAACUAACGAAGUUAAACAAUCCCGCAUAAACACACUUACUCAAGAGGAAUGGAAGCCUAAAGUAACAGUUAUCAAGGAAGCAAACGACCUUACUACACUCGACAUCACAACUCUAUUUGGCAAGUUGGAAGAACAUCAAGAAGAACUAGCAAGCCUUGAAAAGUAUGAGAAGACGAUUAAAAAGGAGAAGAUUAUAGACAAAGAGAGUGAGAAGAAGUCCAUAGCUCUUGUGGCUUCUAGCUCUAAGUCCUCAAAUAAAGAGCAAAGUGAUAGUGACUCAAGUAGUGAAGAAGACUCAGAUGAUGAGGAAAUGAGACUGUUUGUUCGGAGGGACUACAAGCCGGAUUGUCCUCAACUAAAGAAGGACAAGGGCAAAGCUCCACCAAAGAAAUACAACAAACAAAGAAGGGCAUACAUCACUUGGGAAAGCGAUAGUGAAUCGUCAAGUGAUGAAAGCUCAAGUGAUAGUGAUAAGACUGCCAACCUAUCUUUUGAAAAACUGCAUACCGAAGCAUUAGCAACUUUUAAGAGUUUAUCCUCCGAUAAACAAAUCUUUUCAUUUUUGGAGGGUAAAGUCUAUAAAACUGAAAAAGACUUAGAUAUUGAUGGAUUGGCACGUGUUCAAAAUUGUGGGGCUUGCCACAUUUGGAAAGGAGAGGUUAAAUCUCUUAAGGCCAAAUUAGAGAAAGCUCUACAACCGAAAGUUACUUUUGUCAUUGAUCCUAAUUUGUUUAAGAAAUCUUUGAAUCCAUCUUAUGCAAAAUAUUCAUUUGUAGAGAAGAUUCCAAGGAUUCCAAUGAGAAAAAGUAAACGAAUCCAUCAUCAUGGUUUAUGUCAUUAUUGUUCUCAUUCGGGUCAUACCAUUGCGAAACGCAAGUUUAGAAAAUUUCUUGUUGAGUGUCUUGCAUCCGAGGAAAGAGAACAGUUUCUUGACAGUGGGUGUUCAAGGCACAUGAUGGGUGACAUAUCUCUAUUCAUAGACUUUAAAGCUAAGAAGAAGGGUUAUGUUACUUAUGGGGACAAUAACAAAUAA